Molecule: messenger RNA, 2761 nt
Organism: Haliotis rubra (blacklip abalone)
Lineage: Eukaryota; Metazoa; Mollusca; Gastropoda; Lepetellida; Haliotidae
Product: calcium/calmodulin-dependent protein kinase type IV-like
Exons: 12
Coding region: 160-1242 (360 amino acids)
Biological process (GO): protein phosphorylation
Molecular function (GO): calmodulin binding; ATP binding; calcium/calmodulin-dependent protein kinase activity
Source: RefSeq, a predicted model, not a curated record
AUUACCCGCCCGCGUGAAGUUGACCUGACCUCAACACAGGGAAGCAGGUGCGCGCCCUCUGACCUCUGUGACGUCACAUCGCAACGUUUGGACAUGGCGGUUUAGUGUAGCAACGGACCUGGGCAGCGAGCACACACACUAGCUUGUAAACAAAUCAAGAUGCCGAUAGGAAAGAGAGAAGAAUUUUGGGUGAAUGAAAGCAUUAAGAACGAAUCUUUUGACUCGUUCUAUAACGUGGGCAAGGAAUUGGGGAGGGGUGCUACAUCAUUUGUGCACAAGUGUGAACACAAGGGUACUGGUGUUCCAUGGGCAGCCAAAAUAAUAAAAAAACAUGUUGAAAAAAAAGUUGUGCGCACAGAGAUAGGAAUCCUGUUGAAGUUAAAUCAUCCCAAUAUUAUUAGACUGAAAGAGAUCUUCGAGACACCCAGAGACAUUACACUAGUGCUGGAGCUGGUGACUGGCGGGGAACUGUUUGACAGAAUUGUGGCCCGAGGCUUCUACAGUGAGAAGGAAGCAGCUAAGGCAGUAAAGGACAUGUUGACUGCCGUUGCUUACUUGCAUGAAAACGAUGUGGUACACCGAGACUUGAAGCCAGAAAACAUGUUGUAUGAAAACUUGGAACCUGAAUCGAAGCUGAAAAUAGCUGAUUUUGGGCUGUCAAAGAUAAUAGGACAAGAAGUUACAAUGACAACAGUUUGUGGCACACCAGGAUAUUGUGCUCCAGAGGUUCUAAGUGGAAAGAAGUACACCAAAGCUAUUGACAUGUGGAGUGUUGGAGUCAUCACAUAUAUACUUUUGUGUGGCUAUGAGCCGUUCAGCGCUGACACCGACCGCCUGAUGUACAAGCGUAUCAUUAAGGCAGAUUACCAGUUCGACUCUCCCUGGUGGGACGAAGUGUCAGAGAACGCUAAGGACCUUGUACGAAGUAUGCUGACCUUAGACCCCAAGAAGCGGGUGACUGCUGCAAACGCUCUUAGACAUCCAUGGGUGAUGGGCAAGGCCAAUCGCAUCCACCACAUGGAGUCCACCUUUGACAACAUCAAGGAGUUCAAUGCCAGGAGGAAACUCAAGACUGCAACAGAAGCUGUCGUAGCUGUUGCCAGAGCAACCAGAAAUAUCCAGAAUAUAUUUGAUGGUCCAGGCCUAGCCAAUGUUACAGGAACAUUCCCAAUUAUGGAACAGGCUGGUGAACAAUCUGAACCAAUCGGUGGACAAACUGAGCUCACAGCUGCUGCAAGCUAAAGCCCUGAUUGGUAAUCAGUCGACCAAUCACAAGACAGUGACAUUCAUUGGCUACUAACUAGCCAGCUACAGAACAACUGUAUGGAUUUUAUCUUCAAGUUUUCUUUGACCAAUGGAGUAUCUGUGAUAUUAUGAAAAUGAUCUUAGAUGAUGAAAUGGUGAUUUGCAACACAUGGUAUUGAAGGAGAUUUUUAAAUACAUGCUGACCUCCAUUAAUGCUGCUGCUCCUCAUACUACUGAGAAGUUAAAAGGAGGAGCUUGUUUGUGAUGUUGGACUAUUUGUUGGUAACUAUUUCACACAUUCAGGUUUACAUAGUUGACCAAACUCACAUCCAGAAAUGUGUAUUGGAAAGCAUUGUUUCAGAUUUGUUCCUUUGUUUGUUUCAGUUUAUGUAAGAAAUCUUUCAGAAGACAAUGCCAGUUUAUUGAUGUUCUGUUGAUUUGUUACAGUGUUUUGUAUCUCAGGAUUUUGUCCAGGUAUAUCAUUCACAGAUAUAUUUAAAUAUUGUUUACUAGUUGUGAGCCAUUAUUGUAUUUAACUGCCUUUAUAAGUGACAGGUCUUCCUAAACAGCAUGUGAUGCAUAUUCUGUGUCUCCUGAAAUCACUGCACUACUAUGUUAUCUUCGUGUGAUAAUAACUGCCAUGUAACUAUACUUUUAUAUGAAAGUGGUUCAUUCAUAUCGAGUAGUACAAAAUUGUUGUACAUAAUUGUAUCUGUAUGUUUUGGGAAAACAAAAUAAUCCAAGAGUUUGUGGCGUUUUUGCAAAUUUUGUGAUUUUCAAGAGCUCAAUGUUGCAGCUGGCUGUUUGAUGUGGCACCUGCCACAUGACUACCUUGCCUGGCCUUGCCUUGUGGCCGGCUGUUUGAUAUGGCACCUGCCACAGGGCUACCUUGCCUGGCCUUGCCUUGUGGCCGGCUGUUUGAUAUGGCACCUGCCACAAGGAUAUCUUGCCUGUUAAACCUACCCAAUAUAGUAGUCAUAUUACCAGCUACACAAAACUAUUUGGGCGAUGUUCCAUCUAAAGUAUUUCAUAAAUAUUCUUCAAACUUAAACCAGAGUUUCCCAGGUUGAGAUAGGAAUGUUUUCUCCUACCUUACAUGUCUUCACCACAGGAGCAUUAUAGCAUGAUGCACUGGCAUUUAACCAUGUGUGGUCACAGGGCUAAGCCUGGAAUUUCUAUAACACUGCUUCCCUGGUACUGUUUCCAUAUAAUGCAUCCUGAUGUUACUGUGUUUCUCAGCAUAUAUUUUAUAUAUGGUUGUGUAAUUUAGUGUUGGUUUACUGCUGGGUUGUGUUAUUAUAUGAUAGUGAUAUAGAAUCUGAGAUAGGUUUUAUAUGGUAAAUGAAUGGAAAACUAUUAAAUGUAGAUUUCCAUAAUUUUUUCAGUCAAUGAUAUCGUGAGAGAAGCCAUUGUUUUAAUUGUGAUAUAUUUUGUAAUAAAUACAGAAUACAUUUGUAUGGACAUAUAUGCACUUAUGCAAACAGUGGUAUAAAUGUUUUUAAAGUAUUUAUUUCCA